GGGAGAGAGCUCGCUGGAGAAUUUAUCUAGAGGCAGGAAGACACUGCUAACAGACCACACAUAUGAAAAAUGGAAGUGGGUAGAAAUGCAAGUUCAGGGACUGGGUAGAGAGCUGAGCCAGCGUUCACAGGACCCUGGGCCUGCUCCCCGGGCUCCAUCGCUAGCACCAUUUACACCAGAUGCUGCCUCGAGUGGGGUCUAAGGAAGUAGAAGCAAGAGAAUCUCAAGUCAAAGAAAUGGCCUCCGCCUUCAACCCCAGAGAGUGUAAAUUGUCCAAAAAGGAGGGGCAGAACUAUGGCUUCUUCCUCCGCAUUGAGAAGGACACUGACGGUCACCUGGUCCGGGUGAUUGAGGAGGGGAGCCCAGCAGAGAGGGCAGGGCUGCUGGACGGUGACAGAGUGCUCAGGAUCAAUGGGGUCUUUGUCGACAAGGAGGAGCAUGCGCAGGUGGUGGAUCUGGUCAGAAAGAGUGGGAAUUCAGUGACUCUGCUGGUUCUGGAUGGAGACUCCUAUGAGAAGGCUGUAAAAAAUAAGGUGGACUUGAAAGAACUGGCUCAAAGCCAGAAGGAGGCAGCUCCGAUUGAUAAGAAACCGGGCUCUGGGGUGAAUGGAGCAGUGGAGACUGUUGCCAAGCCACGGCUCUGCUACCUGGUGAAGGAGGGCAACAGCUUUGGCUUCUCUCUGAAAACUAUCCAAGGUAAAAAGGGAGUGUUCCUGACUGAUAUCGUACCCCAGGGCGUGGCCAUGAAAGCUGGUGUCCUGGCUGAUGAUCUCUUGAUUGAAGUGAAUGGAGAAAACGUAGAGAACGCCAGCCACGAGGAAGUGGUGGAAAAGGUGACAAAGUCAGGAAGCCGUAUCAUGUUCCUCCUUGUGGACAAAGAAACUGCCAGGUGCCAUAGUGAACAGAAGACCCAAUUCAAGAGGGAGACAGCCAGCUUGAAAUUGCUGCCCCACCAGCCUCGGGUUGUGGUAAUCACCAAGGGCAGCAAUGGCUACGGCUUCUAUCUGAGGGCAGGCCCUGAACAGAAAGGUCAAAUCAUCAAGGACAUAGAACCUGGAAGCCCAGCAGAGGCUGCUGGUUUGAAGAACAAUGACUUGGUGGUUGCUGUCAAUGGCGAGUCUGUGGAAGGUCUUGAUCAUGAUGGUGUGGUGGAAAGGAUUCGAAAAGGUGGAGACCAGACUACUCUGUGGGUGCUGGACAAAGAGGCAGACAGCAUCUACAGCCUGGCUCGUUUCUCUCCACUUCUUUACUGCCAAAGUCAAGACCUGCCUAACGGCUCUGUCAAGGAAGCCCCAGCUCCCACCCCUGCUCCUCUGGAGGCCACAGGCUCAGACACCACAGAGGAUGCGAAAGAGCAUAAACCCAAGCUCUGCAGGCUGGUUAAAGAGGAUGACAGCUACGGCUUUCGCCUGAAUGCCAUCCGGGGUCAGCCAGGCUCCUUUGUCAAAGAGGUACAGCCGGGUGGCCCUGCUGACAAGGCCGGGCUGGAGAAUGAGGACGUCAUCAUUGAAGUGAACGGGAAGAAUGUCCAGGACGAGCCGUAUGAGAGAGUGGUGGAGCGGGUCAAGAGCAGCGGGGAGCAGGUCACUCUGUUGGUCUGUGGGAAGGUGGCCUACUGCUACUUCCAAGCUAGGAAAAUCCCCAUCGUGUCUUCCAUGGCCGACCCCCUGGUGGCUGGCCCUGAUGACAAAGGAGAGACAUCGGCAGACCACCCAGCAAAAGAACGAACUCUCAGCACAGGCUCUCACGCUUCUUCCAACUCUGAAGACACUGAGAUGUGAAGAGAACAAACGAUGCUUCCUCUUGUGGGUCCAGAAACUGCCUCUCCGAGGAAGGAGCCCUGCUGACCCGGUCAGACCUCCUCUAGAUCAUCUGUCCCUGAGACUGUCUGCCGUUGUAAGGGCUGCUACUGCAGGUUGCUUAUUUAAGCUCAGCUUAGCUGGAGGGAGGACCAGGUUCAGGUUCUUUCUAUGUGGUAUCUUUCAAAGCGCAACUUUCCACUUCUGUUGAUGAAACCUCUUACUUCUGUAGGCUUGAGCAUCUGGGAUGACUUACUGUGUCAGUGGGAGCACUGCUAAUUAAAGGAUCAAGCAGGAUCUGUUACAGAACUGUGCUUUUGUAGCAAGGUUGUGGCUAAGCAGCACCACUAGGUGCUUUUGAGUUGCUUGCAACAUCCCUGUUGGCUAACAGAAUCUGAACAGUAUCUUUGUUCAAUAAAAACAUUUCAUGCUUUCUUAUUUGCUCCAGAAGC
Apodemus sylvaticus (European woodmouse) is the source of this 2251-nucleotide messenger RNA. RefSeq names its product PDZ domain containing 1 (gene Pdzk1). Gene Ontology annotation, biological process: protein localization to plasma membrane. Gene Ontology annotation, molecular function: signaling receptor binding; protein-membrane adaptor activity. Lineage: Eukaryota; Metazoa; Chordata; Mammalia; Rodentia; Muridae. The transcript has 9 exons. Gene Ontology annotation, cellular component: apical plasma membrane. The record is from RefSeq and is a predicted model, not a curated record. Bases 180 to 1781 code for a protein of 533 amino acids.